This is a messenger RNA of Cyclopterus lumpus (lumpfish), 4618 nucleotides long. RefSeq names its product phosphatidylinositol 4,5-bisphosphate 3-kinase catalytic subunit alpha isoform. NCBI's taxonomy places the organism in Eukaryota, Metazoa, Chordata, Actinopteri, Perciformes, Cyclopteridae. The transcript is spliced from 21 exons. The record is from RefSeq and is a predicted model, not a curated record. Gene Ontology annotation, molecular function: 1-phosphatidylinositol-4-phosphate 3-kinase activity; 1-phosphatidylinositol-3-kinase activity. Bases 559 to 3765 code for a protein of 1068 amino acids. Gene Ontology annotation, cellular component: cytoplasm; phosphatidylinositol 3-kinase complex, class IA; phosphatidylinositol 3-kinase complex, class IB. Gene Ontology annotation, biological process: cell migration; phosphatidylinositol 3-kinase/protein kinase B signal transduction; phosphatidylinositol-mediated signaling.
GACACACGCGCGUGCCGGUUCUGACAGGACUGUUUUCGGCUCAUGGCAACAGAACUGUGCUUUUCUCAUACUACUUGGUGGCAUUUCACGUCCCACACAAGUAAACAGUGAACAAGCGGUUUCCACUUCUCUCAUGACAAACCGCUUUCUCCCGCAGCUCCAGCUCACUCUGUGCGGGAGGGCGGUCCAUGAUGAGGAGCCUGCUAGCAGCCUUCGAGCAGGCUAUCGUUAGCUAUGCGGAGCUAGCUUGCUACCAAACUGUUGGGGUUAUUUUCGGGACAGCACGAUGCAGAACACCAUGAAGCAUUACAGACUUAUUCCACCGCAGCACAUCGGCAAGAUCACUGGGAGCUAGCGGGCGUCUUGUCCUCCCCCAACAUCGGGUCCGACCCCUCGGCGUCAUUGUUUGGAUGGACUAACGCGAGGAGACUUCAGCUAGCAGCUGCUAACUGGUAGACUAGCUUCGCGGCUAACCGGCUGGCUAUCUGACACAGUUGGUUGACAUUGCACAUGUGAUAAUUAGUGGACUCUGAAAAUAGCGGAUUUGUUGGCACGACCAUGCCUCCAAGGCCUUCCUCGGGAGAACUAUGGGGGAUGCACUUGAUGCCCCCCAGCAUCCUAGUGGACUGCCUUCUGCCAAAUGGCAUGAUUCUCACGUUGGAGUGUCUCCGGGAGGCCACGCUGAUUACAGUCAAGCAUGAGCUUUUCAAAGAGGCCAGGAAGUACCCUCUUUACCAUCUGCUGCAGGAGGAGAGCUCCUACAUCUUUGUCAGUGUCACCCAAGAGGCAGAGCGGGAGGAGUUUUACGAUGAGACCAGGAGGUUGUGCGAUCUUAGGCUCUUCCAGGCCUUCCUCAAAGUCAUUGAGCCAGUAGGCAACAGAGAAGAGAAAAUUCUCAACAGAGAGAUAGGUUUUGCCAUCGGAAUGCCUAUAUGUGAGUUUGAUUUGGUGAAAGACUCAGAAGUGCAGGACUUCAGAAGGAACAUUUUAAAUGUUUGCAAAGAGGCUGUGGACCUUAGAGACAGUAACGGACCCCACAGCAAAGCUUUGUACGUGUAUCCUCCCAAUGUAGAAUCUUCUGCAGAACUUCCCAGGCACUACUAUAACAAGCUAGAUAAAGGGCAAAUCAUUGUGGUAAUAUGGGUCAUUGUGUCACCCAGCAAUGAUAAGCAGAAGUAUACCCUUAAGAUCAACCAUGACUAUGUGCCAGAGCAGGUGAUUGCUGAAGCCAUCCGUAAGAAGACACGUAGCAUGCUGCUCUCCCAAGAGCAGUUAAAGAUGUGUGUGCAGGAGUAUCAGGGAAAGUACAUCCUCAAAGUCUGUGGCUGUGACGAGUACUUACUGGAGAAAUACCCUCUGAGUCAGUACAAGUAUGUGCGCAGCUGUAUCAUGUUGGGACGGAUGCCCAACUUGAUGCUAAUGGCAAAAGACAGCCUGUAUUCCCAGCUGCCCAUCGACAACUUCACCAUGCCGUCAUAUGCAAGGCGAAUAUCCACAGCAACGCCCUACAUGAAUGGGGAAACAGCCACCAAGUCUCUCUGGACUAUCAACGGAACGCUGAGGAUCAGGAUACUGUGCGCCACUUACGUCAAUGUCAACAUCAGAGACAUUGACAAGAUCUACGUCAGGACUGGGAUAUACCACGGUGGAGAGCAGUUGUGUGACAAUGUCAACACCCAGCGCGUGCCCUGCUCCAACCCCAGGUGGAACGAGUGGCUGAACUACGACAUGUACAUUCCAGACAUCCCCCGUGCUGCCCGACUCUGCCUCUCUAUCUGCUCUGUGAAAGGAAGGAAGGGAGCUAAAGAGGAGCACUGUCCUCUCGCCUGGGGAAACAUUAACCUGUUUGACUACACCCACACAUUAGUAGCAGGGAAGAUGGCACUCAACCUCUGGCCUGUCCCACACGGCCUAGAAGACCUGCUCAACCCUAUUGGUGUAACCGGCUCCAACCCAAACAAGGAAACCCCUUGUCUGGAGCUGGAGUUUGACCAUUUCAGUUGCCCUGUCAAGUACCCUGAAAUGACCAUCAUUGAGGACCAUGCAAACUGGAAUAUCUCCAGAGAGCUUGGCUUUAAUUACUGCCACACCGGUUUGAGUAACAGACUGGCGCGUGACAACCCCCUGACCGACACUGACAAUGAGCAGCUACGACAGGUGUGUAACAGAGAUCCGCUGUCUGAAAUCACUGAGCAGGAAAAAGACUUUCUAUGGAGACACAGACAAGACUGCGUCAACAUGCCAGAGAUCCUUCCCAAGAUCCUCUUGGCUGUGAAAUGGAACUCAAGAGAUGAGAUCGCUCAGAUGUAUUGCCUCCUGAAGGACUGGCCUGCUAUCAAGCCAGAGCAAGCCAUGGAGUUGCUUGAUUGCAACUUCCCUGAUCCUAUGAUCAGAGAGUUUGCUGUAAAGUGCCUUGAGAAAUACUUAACUGAUGACAAACUCUCACAGUACCUCAUUCAACUGGUUCAGGUUCUAAAGUAUGAGCAGUACCUUGAUAACCCACUGGCACGCUUCUUGCUGAAAAAGGCAUUAACCAAUCAGAGGAUAGGACAUUUCUUCUUUUGGCAUUUAAAGUCAGAGAUGCACAACAAGACAGUGAGCCAGCGGUUUGGGCUACUGUUGGAGUCCUACUGCCGGGCGUGUGGCAUGUAUCUGAAGCACCUGAGCAGACAGGUGGAGGCCAUGGAGAAACUCAUCAAUCUCACUGACCUCCUCAAACAGGAGAAAAAAGAUGAGGCACAGAAGGUGCAAAUGAAGUUUUUGGUGGAGCAGAUGAGAAGGCCUGACUACAUGGACGCCCUGCAGAACUUCACCUCCCCACUGAAUCCAGCACAUCAGCUGGGAAACCUCCGCCUAGAGGAAUGCAGGAUGAUGUCAUCAGCCAAGCGACCGCUAUGGCUUAACUGGGAAAACCCAGAUAUGAUGUCAGAGCUGCUCUUUCAGAACAACGAAAUCAUCUUCAAAAAUGGAGAUGAUCUGAGGCAGGACAUGCUGACGCUGCAGAUCAUUAGGAUAAUGGAGAACAUCUGGCAGAACCAAGGCCUUGAUCUCAGGAUGCUGCCGUAUGGUUGUCUGUCAAUCGGUGACUGCGUGGGUUUGAUCGAGGUGGUGAGGAACUCUCACACCAUCAUGCAGAUCCAGUGUAAAGGAGGCCUAAAGGGGGCACUGCAGUUCAACAGCCACACACUGCAUCAGUGGCUGAAGGAUAAGAACAAGGGAGAAAUGUAUGACCAGGCCAUAGAUCUGUUCACGCGGUCGUGUGCAGGCUACUGUGUAGCCACGUUUAUCCUGGGCAUCGGGGACAGACACAAUAGCAACAUCAUGGUCAAAGAUGACGGACAGCUGUUCCACAUAGACUUUGGCCAUUUCCUGGACCACAAAAAGAAGAAGUUUGGGUAUAAGAGAGAACGCGUGCCCUUUGUGCUCACACAGGACUUCUUGAUUGUUAUUAGCAAAGGAACUCAAGAGUGCACUAAAACAAGGGAGUUUGAAAGGUUCCAGGAGAUGUGUUACAAGGCGUACCUGGCAAUCCGGCAGCACGCCAACCUCUUCAUCAACCUUUUCUCCAUGAUGCUGGGCUCAGGGAUGCCCGAGCUGCAGUCGUUUGACGACAUCGCUUACAUCAGAAAGACCCUGGCGUUGGACAAGACGGAGCAGGAGGCCCUGGACUACUUCAUGAAGCAGAUGAACGACGCUCACCAUGGCGGCUGGACUACCAAGAUGGACUGGAUCUUCCACACAAUCCGCCAGCAUGCCAUGAACUGAAAUGAUGACUAAUACAAGAGGAGUAAAAAGGACACUAAGAACCAAAAGAAUAUUGAGAAGCGAGCAAGGCAUUUACCCAAACACACUAAGGCCUGGUAAUACUUCUGCCAGCGUGGGACUCUGAAACAUUACCUGCCAGAGCACCACUAAAUAAGGGUGCUUAGAACGGCCUAUUUCAGGGACAUAAUGCCUAAAAUGCUCCUGUUUCUACAGGUUUCUACUUUUUUUUUCCCCUUCUUCCCUGCACUAUGAACUUCAGAUGACAUCAUAUUCCAUCAGUCUUCUUCAUAGGAACUAAGCAAGUGUCAUGGACCUCAACAACGUUUGCCUUCUUUUGUGUGAACAAACUAUCUACUAUACUACUAGAUUUUUAUUUUUUUUUGUAUUUCUUUCAGUACAUCUACAAUUAUCAGCAUUAAGAAAGCAACAUCAUGAGCACAGACUGUUUUUGUAAAGAUGAACUCACGCAUUCUUUUCCACUACCUAUUUUAAACUGAUGAAGGCGGGGAAGAUAUCGGCGCUCGCUGAGACGGAAGGAAUGACAAGAAGCCUGGCGGCUGACCACAAAAUCAUGAUUACCCCUUACAAUCAUAAAAAACUACCACCAAUAAUUGCAGAACAGAUAGGGGACAUGUUGUUAAACACAUAGCAUUUAACACUUAACGCUAACAACUUAUUUGUAGCCUACAGACGACGUGUCCGAUAACUGACUUUUGUACAGCAGUGUAUCCAUAGACUUGUAUGCAUUCAGUGCAAUUAUUCCUUUUUCAGUCAAUUUUCUACUGAGCCAAAGUACUAGAUGUGUAAUUUGAAAGUCUUAUUGUUUAAAAAAAAAAAAAAAAAAAAAAAAAAA